AUGUCGGACAGGGAGACGCUCCUCUCCUUUGGCUUUGCCCCAGAGCGCGUCGACUGGGCACUCAAAGCGACCUCCAACGCCGGUCUCCAGCCUGCGCUUGACCAUCUCGAGCAGCACCAGGAUGACCCUGUGCCGGAUCUUACUGCUGUCAUUCCGGGGAAGGGGGCUGCUCAGCCCGAGGAUGAUGACGAGGAUGACGAGGCAACAGCUAUUGCUGCUAGUACGGGUGCUGAGGCCAAGAGCAUCAAAUGCAGCGAAUGCGGAAAGAUAUUCAAGAACACCGCUCUGGCGAACUAUCAUGCCGAGAAAUCGGGGCAUGACCAGUUUGAGGAAAGCACAGAGGAGAUCAAGCCGCUUACUGAGGAGGAGAAGAAGGUGAAGCUGCAGGAGCUGAGGGAGAGGAUGGCGGAGAAGCGGAAGGUGAAGGAUAAGGUUGACGCUGAGGACCAGAGGAAGAAUGAGGACAUUAGGCGUAAGGCCGGAAGGGAUGCGGGGUAUAUUAAGGAAGAGUUACGCGCGAAGGAGACGAUCAAGGCUGCUGAACAGGCGCGGAGGGACAAGAUCGAAGACGCCAAGGCGAAAGCAGCUGUGAAGGCGCAGAUCGAGGCUGACAGGCGUGCGCGGGCUGAGAAGUCCGCGAGGGAGAAAGCGCUGCGCGAGGGGAAGGUGUACGAUGCCGAGGCUGGAGCGGAGCACGCUGCCCCCGCUCCUGCUGCUGCGAGCGCAAGCGCAAGCAUGGGGAUGAAAAGCAAGGAUUACCCUGAAACGCGUUUGCAGAUUCGGCUUGCGAACGGAGGACCGUACACCACCACCUUGUCGAGUGAUGCGCCGCUGAGCGAAGUAGCGGAGUUUAUUGCUGCCCAGAACUUGGCCUUCGACGCGGAUCGUGUUACGCUCAGCACGCAUUUCCCACGCAAGACGUUUACCCAAGCGGAUAUGCGUCGGACGUUGCGAGAGCUCGGGCUUACACCGUCUGCUGUCUUGAUUGCUUCAUGAGCGCAUACGAUGGGUUGAGAGGAAAACGAUUGCAUUCUGUACUACUUACAAGGAUUUGCUCAUGUAUGGAGAACGACCACCCAAUCAAUGGAUGAUAUCUGAAUGCC
Messenger RNA from Dacryopinax primogenitus, 1103 nucleotides. RefSeq lists its product as uncharacterized. The coding region runs from base 1 to 996 and encodes 331 amino acids. The transcript is spliced from 4 exons. The record is from RefSeq and is a predicted model, not a curated record. NCBI's taxonomy places the organism in Eukaryota, Fungi, Basidiomycota, Dacrymycetes, Dacrymycetales, Dacrymycetaceae. Gene Ontology annotation, molecular function: protein binding.